This is a messenger RNA of Manis javanica (Malayan pangolin), 1470 nucleotides long. Lineage: Eukaryota; Metazoa; Chordata; Mammalia; Pholidota; Manidae. The record is from RefSeq and is a predicted model, not a curated record.
ACUGAGGCACAGAGAGAAAAAAGGAUCCCUAAGAAUGAAAGAAUAUCGAGAGAACGGUGUGACCAAUGCAAACGGAACAGCAUUCACGUGAUAGGGGUAUCCCCACGCGGCUGCCCCAGCUGGCCCGGCUGCGGGCCGCCUGCCCCCCGCCACCCCCGGGGGCCGCCCUGUACGGCCGCCUCAGGAGUACCUGCUCACCGAGGACCAGCUCAAGGAGAACGGUUACCCGUUCCCGCACCCUGGGCGGCCAGGCGGCGCCCUCGUCUUCACGGCUGAGGAGGAGGAGCCCAAGGACUGUGAGUCGCGGCCGCGUGGGGCUGGGCUGCGCGUCGGGGGCCAGCAUGGGUGCGGUGCGCGCGGAGGGGCGGCCCCCUGAUGCCGGCCGUCCCGGCCCCCACAGCCUCCUGCAGGAUCUGCUGCCGCUGUGGCGCCGAGUACCUCGUGUCGCCCUCGGGCCGCUGCGUGCGGGACAGGAGUGUUCCUACCACUGGGGGCGGCUCCGACGGAACCGAGUGGCCGGUGGCUGGGAGACCCAGUACCUGUGCUGCUUAGCCGCCGUUGGCUCCACCGGCUGCCAGGUUGCCAAGCAACACGUGCAGGAUGGCCGGAAGGAAAACCUCGAAGGCUUCGUGAAGACCUUUGAUAAAGAGCUUUCAGAAGAUGCCCACCCAGGAAUAUUUGCCCUCGACUGUGAAAUGUCCUACACCACCUACGGCCUGGAGCUGACGCGCGUCACAGUGGUGGACACGGACAUGCACGUCGUUUACGACACCUUCGUCAAGCCGGACAAUGAGAUCGUGGACUACAACACCAGGUUUUCAGGGGUGACUGAGGCUGACCUUGCCGAUACGAGCAUCACUCUCCGGGACGUCCAGGCUGUCCUGCUGAGCAUGUUCAGCGCUGACACCAUCCUCAUCGGACACAGCCUGGAGAGUGACCUGCUGGCCUUGAAGGCCAUCCCCAGCACCGUGGUGGACACGGCUUUGCUCUUCCCACACCGCCUGGGCCUGCCAUACAAGCGCUCCCUGAGGACCCUCAUGACCGAGUACCUCAGACAGACCAUCCAGGACAACAUGGACGGGCACAGCUCCAGUGAGGAUGCCGCCGGAGUCCCCGCGGCCCCGCUCAGCCCCGCCCCCUCCACCCUGGACCCCUCCCUCCAGGCUGCUGCAGCCCGCGAGGGCCGCCGUGUCCCCCCCCCCGCGAGACCACCCGCCCCGGCCCCCACCUCCGGGGCCGUGCAGGUUUGAGACGGGGUCGUCCUCUUUUGUUUUGUAUUUUCAUUAUCUUUAAUUGAAGCCUGAUGACUUGCACCGUUGUCUUUCCCACCUGGAGCAGCAGGACCCUGGUGCUGCCUGCCUUCCUGGGCCGGGGUUGGCCAGCCGGCUGGGCCCAGGAGCCCCCUUCCCUGGCGCAGCCUACCUGGACUGCAGGACCUCUGGGAACCAAGCCAGUCCCCCCACCCUCCCC